Molecule: messenger RNA, 1707 nt
Organism: Cryptotermes secundus
Lineage: Eukaryota; Metazoa; Arthropoda; Insecta; Blattodea; Kalotermitidae
Product: popeye domain-containing protein 3
Exons: 9
Coding region: 435-1541 (368 amino acids)
Cellular component (GO): sarcolemma
Molecular function (GO): cAMP binding
Source: RefSeq, a predicted model, not a curated record
UCAUGAGACCACCGCACGCUAUCUUGAGCCAGUUAAAUUCGCAUGCCUUUUCUCCUAGAGACGUUAUCCUUCCAAGUAAUCCUGGUCUCGUGAAUGCUUCUUCCAUUAUCGUUUCCUGACUUGAUUUCUUGAGUAUUUCUUAUUUCCUAGACUUGAUGUACGCCCCGUCCUGCUCGUCCACAUAACUCAGCAUCAUAAUAACUUUUAGUGAAUAUCUCGUGGUUCUCCGAAAAUGUGUUAUAGGGGCGUCAACUUACGAUGCUGCCAACGUGCUUGGACAAUGAACUCGUAUAGACAAUUUUCAGAGCUCCGCAAGAUAAACGCUUGCUCCUAGAGAAAUUUUGGAAACUGUCUUCGCUUCUUCACCUUGAUCCUGAGAUCACGUCAAUGUCCAACAAUACAGCGUAAGAAGUGCGUGACACGCAGCUGUAGCAAUGAACACCUACCCCGAGCAGAAUGGUACAGUGGGUGCUGAAGACAAGGACGGAAACUAUGGAUUGGUGCCCGUGUGUGCCGGCUGGAAGGACCCGCAGCACAUCCUUUUCCAACUUGCUAACGCCUGCUUCGUCAUUUCGUACGCUUCCCCGAGCAGUGUCUAUGGAGUACUCUUCAUGCACUCAGCCCUAAUCUUCGGUUUCAUGCUGUUUUCAUUCUGGGCAUGGAAUAUCAUCUGUGCCCCCGACAUAUUCUCUUGGAACUUCAGUUUUAUGUUACUCAACAUGGGGCAACUUGUGUACAUCAUAUACCAGCGCAGACCCGUCAAGUUCGACCCGGAGCUCGAGGAAGCUUACCAGACACUCUUUCAUCCCUUCAAGGUGUCCCGCCUGCAGUUCAAGAAGAUGGUGAGUUCAGACUUCGCUCAGAUCAUGUCUCUUCACGCGGGUGAAGCAUACGCUAUGCAGAACCUCACCAGAACCGACCGCUUGGGGCUCUUACUCUCGGGAAAGAUAAACGUGAUGUCUGACCACCAAUUUCUUCAUCCCAUCAUGCCCUGCGAGUUCCUGGAUUCUCCCGAGUUUGAGUCAAGUCGCGCUACAACGGAUGAUAAGUUCAAGGUUUCUAUAAUAGCGGCUACCUCCUGCCGCUAUUUGUACUGGCAGAGAUCGUCACUUGAAUACCUGUUUGUGAAGGAGACCUAUCUGGCAACAGUGCUGACAACCCUCAUCGCCAGAGAUAUCACCACCAAGCUGUACGCUAUGAACAAGAAGAUUGUGACAGACAAGGGCUCGCACCUGGACAUUAGACUCCCGAGCAUUACAUCAUCUCUGACGGCAGCUGGAGAAUUCAAGAGCCCUCCCAGAAGCCUGAGGCAAAACACGUUGCUGCCUGGCGUGUGUCCUGUGUCUCCAGACUCCGUUUUCAGCAGCCGAGAACGACUAUGCCCCAAAGAGAAUGGAAUACUUCUCCCCAAUGGGAGGCUCCUGGAAAUGGAACCGCUAACAGAACUCCCAUCGAACGAUGACCUUGCUUCAAAUAAUGGGGUCGAGAGUUGGCUGGAAACCAGCUCCAAGUACCACAGCUGUGAAAUAGUGGAUACCUGAAGUCUGACUGUUAUGGCAGCCCAGCGAUUAACUCGCGCUUAUCACAAAGGGUUCUGUGACUUAUUUCAAUAAAUCCAUAUAAUAUAGACUUACAUAAAUCUGUGUUCUUCAUUCAAGUAAGCAUGUAUACCAGAUCAGACAAAACUAAUUAAAGAUAUUAGCUUGA